Messenger RNA from Dipodomys spectabilis (banner-tailed kangaroo rat), 818 nucleotides. RefSeq names its product cathepsin G-like. NCBI's taxonomy places the organism in Eukaryota, Metazoa, Chordata, Mammalia, Rodentia, Heteromyidae. Gene Ontology annotation, biological process: proteolysis. Gene Ontology annotation, molecular function: serine-type endopeptidase activity. The record is from RefSeq and is a predicted model, not a curated record. Gene Ontology annotation, cellular component: cytoplasm; intracellular membrane-bounded organelle. Bases 42 to 791 code for a protein of 249 amino acids. The transcript has 5 exons.
CAGGCAUAAGCAGCAACAGACUGGACAACAUUUCAAGGAGGAUGCUGCCUCUCCUGCUUCUGUUGGCCUUUAUCCUACCUCCUGGCGCUGAAGCAGGGAAGAUCAUUGGAGGCCAAGAGGCCAGGCCCCACUCCCAUCCCUACAUGGCACUUCUUCUUAUCCAGAAUCCAGGAAGUCGAAGUGUUUGUGGGGGAUUCUUGGUACGAGAAGACUUUGUGAUGACAGCAGCUCAUUGCUGGGGAAGUUCAAUAAAUGUCACUCUGGGGGCCCACAAUAUCCAGAGGCAGGAAAGGACCCAGCAACACAUCACUGUGCUCAGAGCCAUCCGACACCCUGAUUAUAAUCAGCAGAACAUCAUGAAUGACAUCAUGUUACUACAGCUGAGAAACAGAGUCCAGCAGAAUAGAGCCGUGAGACCAGUGGCUCUGCCUCAGGCUGAGAUGAGUGUGAGGCCUGGGACCUUGUGCACAGUGGCUGGCUGGGGCCAAGUCGGCCUAAACCAGAGAACAAAUGUACUCCAGGAGGUGAUGCUAAGAGUGCAGAGAGACCAGAAGUGCAGCAGUCGUUUCAGUACCUACACCAGCCAGACUCAGCUUUGUGUGGGAAACCCAAGGGAGAGGAAGUCUGCCUUCAGGGGGGACUCCGGUGGGCCCCUGGUAUGUAACAAUGUGGCCCAGGGCAUUGUCUCCUAUGGAAAACAGAAUGGGACUCCUCCAGCAGUCUUCACCAAGAUUUCAAGCUUCCUGCCCUGGGUAAAGAGAAUAAUGAGACGCUUCAAACCACAGGAUUAGAGUAAGAUCUUACCCCCCAAACCCCUA